Molecule: messenger RNA, 879 nt
Organism: Bacidia gigantensis
Lineage: Eukaryota; Fungi; Ascomycota; Lecanoromycetes; Lecanorales; Ramalinaceae
Exons: 5
Coding region: 1-879 (292 amino acids)
Biological process (GO): monoatomic ion transport
Cellular component (GO): endoplasmic reticulum; plasma membrane
Molecular function (GO): monoatomic ion channel activity
Source: RefSeq, a predicted model, not a curated record
AUGGCACUCUUUCCUCGUAAGAACGAUGCUAUCCACGCCAAUGGCGACCACAUGGUCAAUGGCGGCACUUCCGACAUUGCCAUCACGGCCCGCGGUUCUGAUUGGUAUUGGACUGUAUGUGCUGUGAUGUUUGUGAGCACAAUGGUCAUAGUCGGCCUUUCCUUCACGAAGCCACGCAAUCAUCGAAUUUUCCACUACAUCACCGCAGCGAUUACCAUGGUCGCCGCCAUCGCAUACUUUACCAUGGGCGCAGAUCUUGGCGAAACCGGCAUCAAAGUCGAAUUCAUGAGGAACAACCCAAAAGUCCAUGGCACAACUCGUGAGAUCUUCUAUGUUCGAUACAUUGACUGGGUGAUCACGACACCUUUGCUUUUAAUGGAUCUGCUUUUGACUGCCGCCUUGCCGUGGCCUACUGUCAUGUAUACCAUUCUUAUCAAUGAGAUUAUGGUGAUCACAGGAUUGAUUGGCGCCCUCGUCACUUCUAGCUACAAGUGGGGUUACUUCGUUUUCGGUUGCUUUGCCUUCCUUUGGGUCGCCUGGACCGUCACCUGGACCGCACGUAAGCACGCAAACGCUCUCGGCGCCGACAUUGGUCGCACGUAUUUGAUCUGUGGUGUCUGGACCAUUUUCCUGUGGUUCCUCUAUCCGAUCGCCUGGGGCUUGUCCGAGGGAGGCAACGUUAUUGCUCCAGACUCUGAAGCCGUCUUCUACGGCAUCCUUGAUAUUUUGGCGAAGCCAGUCUUUGGCGCCCUUCUCCUCUGGGGCCACAAAGAUAUCGAUCCAGCUCGCUUGGGUUUGAAUAUCAAAGAUUAUCUUGAAGAUCCUACUUCCGCCACCAAUGGUGACAAAGUCGGUGCAACAGGAGCGGUCGAUGCCUAA